Magallana angulata is the source of this 1746-nucleotide messenger RNA. RefSeq lists its product as uncharacterized. Gene Ontology annotation, molecular function: ubiquitin-protein transferase activity; metal ion binding. The record is from RefSeq and is a predicted model, not a curated record. Gene Ontology annotation, cellular component: cytoplasm. The transcript has 13 exons. Bases 176 to 1570 code for a protein of 464 amino acids. Gene Ontology annotation, biological process: protein ubiquitination. NCBI's taxonomy places the organism in Eukaryota, Metazoa, Mollusca, Bivalvia, Ostreida, Ostreidae.
GGAAACACUGUUGAUAGUAUAUGUUAAACCGCAAUAAAAAAAAAAACUACAGUGAUGAACAGAGUGUCUUAAAUUAGACUUUCUUCCUUAUACGUAUACAUGUGCAUGUACUGAUGAUAAGCUGUGUAGAAUCCAUCAGUUAAAUUCGUAUUUCUGAAGAUUUCAGAUAUUUGAUAUGGACAAGCUAUUAACCGAUUUAUUGAAAAAAUAUAAAUCAACAGAGGAAGUCCUCAAAAGAUCACAAGUAACACUAGAGGCUCUAACGCAACAGUUAAAUUGUUUUGAAAACAAACUUCAACAUGGUAAUGGAAUUUGCUCUGCAUUCGUUUUGGAUACAUCUGAAACCAUGGCAGGAGAAGGUUUUCGACAAAUGAAAAAAGCUGUUUUUGACAUUUUAGACGAAUACAGUGCAUUGAACCUAGAUGACAAUGUCGCAGUCAUUGUAUGUGGGGCAGAAACAAAGGUUCUUCAUUAUUUUUCAAACGAUUAUACCUCCAUUAAGAAAUGUUUUAAAAGCAUUGAUUGUAUAGGACCCCCUCAAUUGGAAGCGGGAAUUGAUUUGACUUUAUCAUGUAUCAAGCAUAGAGGAGGUGGCACAGUUUAUCUACACCCUCUUGAAAUCAGGCCUAGAGUUGUGGUGAUUUCAAAUGGGAACCCCACAGACAAAUCAGACCCUAAAGAGACAACGACCAAUAGCAAGACAUUUCAAAGACUUUUCUCUCUUGCCGAGAGGGAGGGAAAAGUGAACCCGUUUACAUUUAUACCAGUUGGGAAUUCUCCAAACUAUUGCCUAUUAGGAGCAUUAGCGAUAGCAGCAAAAGGCGGACGACUCAUUGAAUGGAAGGAAGCUCGGCAAUAUGCAAGGCUGUCGUUAAAUUUACGUGUUGCCGGCAAACUUCUUUCCCAAUUUCGCGGGGAGACACUAACAGAAGACAUUGUGAGAACACGAUAUUCUAGUUUUGGUCAUGGGGAUGAAGACGACAUUAAUCAGGUUUGCGAAAUAUUGAAUGAAAAGGAAGUGUAUGGGAAGUUAUGUAAAGAAAACAAGCAAAAGCAAUAUGCCUCCAUGCCUAGUAUUGGUACAAGAGUACGAAGAGGAGAGGACUGGCAGUAUGGUAACCAGGAUAGCUACGGGGUCGGAACGGUUACUGGCCAUUGUGAUAAAGGCUGGAUUUUUGUAGAAUGGGAUAACGGUCAAACAUUUGAUUAUCGAUAUGGAAACAAUGGAUUAAUGGAGGCAUAUGAUCUGACAGUUUGUGAUGAACCACGGCAUAUUCCAGAAAAUCAAACCAUAGCUACAGGGUGCCUUGUUCGGAGAGGGUAUGACUGGCAAUGGGGAGAUCAAGACGGUAGCGAAGAGAGCAUCGGAACUGUUUAUAGAGUAGAAGGCAGAGGGGAAGUAUAUGUGAUAUGGCCCAACGGAGUCCAAAGCAAUUACAGAUUUGGAUACAAAAAUAAAUAUGAUUUGCUCUUAUGCGAUCCUCGAGAUCCAGAAAUAAUGCAGCUAUAUCAGUUUCAAAAGGAAAUGUUCAGUGAUGAAAAAAGUACAUCAUCAGAAAAUAAACAAUAACAAAAUCGAUGACGUCAUGGACAGUACUUCCUGGGUAUUAUUAACAAAACAGUAGCUCUCUAGUAUUUACACUUCUUAGAAAUGUAUAUAUUUGAGAACAUUGGUAUCUUUGUUUUAUGAAAUGUAAAAAAAAGAUUUGUUAUUGGGUGCGAAGAAAAAUAAAAACUGAAAAUUGA